CUCAUUUUACUUGAUUAUUAAAAUAUUUAAAAGAAAUAAUAUUUCAAAAAUCUUUUUACUUAAAUUUUUAUUUUAAAUGAACAACUUUAUCAUCCUUACACUAAUAGUGGGCUCUUCUUUCUGCGAGUUUGAUGAACUUUGUUCAAGCCUAAAUAAUACGAUGCUUAUCGAUCAAGUUCCUUUUGAAGAGCCAACCAAGAAAAGCAUCAUAGCAGCACAAGAUCAAUGCAAAAUGACCCAAGAAGGCACUGAUAUACGACCUGGGCAAACCAUAUCCAUAUCAAGCAAAUAUAAGCAAGGAGCGGAAAAUAUUGCAAGUAUCAGUAAAUGCAAUGGGAAUUUGACUGUUUCAAUUGCACUAAAACAAAAAAUAUAUAUACAAUCUGAAAAUAGUAAACCCGUCCUUAUAAAUAGCCUACAAACUGAAAAUUUUGGAUUAGGUAUUGGACCCAAUCAAGUCAUUAAAUAUUUGAAAAUUAAAGAUAAAUCAUGGGUGCGAUAUAUUUUAAUGGGUAUAGAUAACAGAAAUAAAGAUGACAUUUGGAUAAACGUAGGACCCUCAUCCAAAGUUGUCAAUCUCUCCUUCAAGAGAACCUAA
Gordionus sp. m RMFG-2023 is the source of this 598-nucleotide messenger RNA. RefSeq lists its product as uncharacterized. The record is from RefSeq and is a predicted model, not a curated record. Lineage: Eukaryota; Metazoa; Nematomorpha; Gordioida; Chordodea; Parachordodidae. The transcript is spliced from 8 exons. Bases 77 to 598 code for a protein of 173 amino acids.